Cinclus cinclus is the source of this 930-nucleotide messenger RNA. It is a transcript of the gene CDK3, whose product is annotated as cyclin dependent kinase 3. Gene Ontology annotation, molecular function: cyclin binding; ATP binding; cyclin-dependent protein serine/threonine kinase activity. Gene Ontology annotation, cellular component: cytoplasm; nucleus; cyclin-dependent protein kinase holoenzyme complex. NCBI's taxonomy places the organism in Eukaryota, Metazoa, Chordata, Aves, Passeriformes, Cinclidae. The coding region runs from base 1 to 930 and encodes 309 amino acids. Gene Ontology annotation, biological process: signal transduction; regulation of gene expression; G1/S transition of mitotic cell cycle. The transcript has 7 exons. The record is from RefSeq and is a predicted model, not a curated record.
AUGGAGGCCGUCCAGGCGUCGUUCCAGAAGGUGGAGAAGAUUGGGGAAGGCACCUAUGGCGUGGUGUACAAGGCUCGCAAUAAGCGCACGGGGCAGCUGGUGGCCCUCAAGAAGAUCCGCCUGGACGCGGAGUCAGAGGGUGUCCCCAGCACUGCGAUCCGAGAAAUCUCACUGCUGAAGGAGCUGAAGCACCCUAACAUAGUCAGGCUCCUGGAUGUCAUACACAGCCAGAAGAAGCUCUAUAUGGUGUUUGAGUAUUUGAAUCAGGACCUGAAGAAGUACAUGGACUCAUGCCAAGCUGGAGAGCUUCCUUUAAGCUUGGUCAAGAACUACCUGUUCCAGCUGCUGCAGGGUGUGAGCUUCUGCCACUCUCACAGAGUCAUCCACAGGGACUUGAAGCCGCAGAACUUGCUCAUUAACGAAGCAGGAGCAAUCAAGCUGGCUGAUUUUGGACUGGCAAGAGCUUUUGGGGUCCCCCUACGCACAUACACUCAUGAGGUGGUGACUCUGUGGUACCGAGCCCCUGAGAUACUGCUGGGAUGCAGAUACUACUCGACCCCUGUGGAUAUCUGGAGCAUCGGCUGCAUCUUUGCAGAAAUGAUGACCAGGAAGGCCCUGUUUCCAGGGGACUCUGAGAUCGAUCAGCUCUUCCAGAUCUUCCGCACCCUAGGCACUCCCACCGAGGUGACCUGGCCUGGUGUGACCCAGCUCCCUGACUACAAGAGCAGCUUUCCCCGGUGGCCAAGGAAGGAGAUGAAGGACAUUGUUCCAAACUUAGAUCGGGAUGGGAGAGACUUACUGACACAAUUGCUCCUGUAUGAUCCCAGCAAGCGCAUCUCAGCCAAAGCUGCCCUCAACCACCAGUACUUCCUCUGCAGAAACUCUGGGAGCCCUGAGCAGCGACCUGUGCUGAGGAGAGACUGCAGAUGA